CCCAUUGAAGCUUUCACGUACACAGCUAGCAGAUCCCAGUUUUCUUAGCUAGUUAGCUUCUGCCUAACUCGUGAGUUUCGAGGGAGCUAAAGAGAUCAUCAACAAUGGACUCCAUUGCCGAGAAGCCACAUGCAGUUUGCAUACCAUUCCCGGCUCAAGGUCACAUAAACCCAAUGCUGAAACUAGCCAAACUCCUUCACCACAAAGGGUUUCAUAUAACUUUUGUCAACACAGAGUACAACCAUAAGCGCCUGCUGAAAUCUCGAGGCCCCAACUCCCUUGAUGGCCUUCCUUCCUUUACGUUCGAGACCAUUCCCGAUGGUCUCCCUCCCACUGAUGCCAAUGCGACGCAAGACAUACUAUCACUUUGUGUAUCCACAAGGACAAAGUGCUUACCACAUUUCAGAGACCUACUUUCCAAGCUGAAUUCUUCAUCAAAUAUUCCUCCGGUCAGUUGCAUUGUUUCGGAUGGUGUCAUGAGCUUCACUGUUGAGGCAGCUCAAGAACUGGGCAUUCCCGAAGUUCUUUUCUGGACAACUAGUGCUUGUGGCUUCAUGGGCUACAUGCAGUAUCAGAAUCUCAUUGAUGAGGGUCUCAUUCCUCUUAAAGAUGCCUCUUGUUUGACAAAUGGUUACUUGGAGACUGAGAUAGACUGGUUACCAGGCAUGAGAGGUAUUCGUUUGAGGGACCUCCCGGCAUUCAUCAGGACUACUGACCCAGAAGACGGCAUGAUGAAGACUAUGCUGAUUGAGACAGAACGAGCUAAAAGAGCUUCUGCUAUCAUUUUGAACACAAUCGAUGACUUAGAACAUGAAGUUCUUGAUGCACUUAAAAAUUUGCUACCACCUAUCUACUCCAUUGGACCCCUGCAUCUACAGCUUGAUCAGGUUCAAAGUGAAGGUACCGACUUGAAGUCGAUUCAAUCAAACCUAUGGAAAGACGAACCAGAGUGUCUUGAAUGGCUCGACUCCAGAGCUCCUAAUUCUGUAGUUUAUGUCAAUUUUGGAAGCAUCACGGUCAUGACAUCCGAGCAGCUAAUUGAGUUCGCUUGGGGACUUGCAAACAGCAGCAAGACAUUUUUGUGGGUCAUUAGGCCUGACCUUGUCGGAGGGGAAUCAGCUGUGGUUCCACCAGAGUUUGUGGAAGAGACAAAAGAAAGGAGUCUAUUGACAACUUGGUGCCCUCAAGAACAAGUUCUGAACCACCCUGCAAUAGGAGGGUUCUUGACUCACAGCGGGUGGAACUCAACCCUCGAAAGUGUGUGUGCAGGCGUUCCAAUGCUCUGUUGGCCUUUCUUUGCUGAGCAACAAACCAAUUGUAGGUAUUGUUGCAAAGAAUGGGGCAUAGGGAUGGAGAUAGAGGGUGAUGUCCACAGAAGUAACAUAGAGGAACUUGUGACGAAACUAAUGGAAGGAGAGGAGGGAAAAGAAAUGAGGAAGAAAGCUAUGGAGUGGAAGAAGCUGGCAAAGGAGGCUGCUACUGGUCCCAAUGGAUUAUCAUUUCUGGAUUUGGACAAAAUGGUAAAUGAGGUUUUGCUCUCUAAGAAAUUGAAGUAGGGUAAUUGAUUGUUUGAACAAUGAAAAUUCUUAUUCUUUCUUUGAUUCGUGUAUUUUACUGAUCCCUUUGUAUUUGUUAUUUUUCCUAUAUUGUAAUUUUUCUAUUAUUAAGUGACCUUGCUGGCACAUCCUU
Molecule: messenger RNA, 1689 nt
Organism: Fragaria vesca subsp. vesca
Lineage: Eukaryota; Viridiplantae; Streptophyta; Magnoliopsida; Rosales; Rosaceae
Product: UDP-glycosyltransferase 85A2-like
Exons: 2
Coding region: 105-1556 (483 amino acids)
Molecular function (GO): UDP-glycosyltransferase activity
Source: RefSeq, a predicted model, not a curated record